AUGCAAGAGCAGGCAUCAAUCUUUCCGGACUCAAACUCUCAAUAUCCCCUUCCUCCACCUCACUCCUCAAAAUCCAACGAUGGCUGUUUAGCAACAACAGGACACGAAUUUUCGUCACCGAAUUUAUAUAAAUUAACUCUCCAGCUCACAACAGAAUUGGUGAUUACCAAAUGGUGGGACAAUGUAGUGGACAUAUUCACGUCCUCGUACCGAGCUUCUCGUCUAACCCUUUCUGUUCCCCACGAUCUCACUGACACUGUUAAUACACCCUGGGGAAUCAAAGCAAUGGACAACAGAGAUCAGUAUCUCAGCAGUGACAGCUGUUUUUCGAGCUCGAAUGACAGUAAUCAUAAUCAUAUUGUUUUCGACAAGUUGCAGAGUUUUGAUUGCGACACGGAGCAGUUAAUAGACAACAAAAAGAUUCUGUAUAUAGUUCAAGGAGGACGCAUAGUAGUAGUAUCAAGAGAAUACAGGAAAACGGGAGAUGAACAACCAGAAAGACGUCUGUGGCCAUCUUCAACACCGGAUACUCCCAUAACAACGAAUUCGAAUGAGGCAACAUCAUAUUUCACACAGAAAAGUUCCAAUAAUAUUCCAAACACACCGCUACUGAAUGAUCUCGAGGAAGGCAAUCUUGGAAAUCGUCUACGCUACAGAGACUCUAUGCCUUAUUAUAUGGCAGGCUCCAACUGUGAAUACUACGAAUACGAGCAGCAACAACCCUCCCCAUGGUCGCAAAGCCCCACCCCUUCUCCGGCCAUGACUGAUUCAAACGUUAAUCCGUUUUUUCAGACGAUGCCAGAAAUUGAUGAUGGUGCAUUUAACCCGAAUUCCGAAUAUUCUUCAAGCUAUUCGUCGGUCAAAUUUGACCAUUCUGUUAAUUCUAGUCACGCUUGUUCUAUAAUACAUAUCCCACUGAUACAUCCGACGACAGCUCGAAACGUCCUCCCUUCGACGACUCGCCAAAAUCCUGUCCCGAUAGCAAUACUAUCGUUUAUGUCUUCCGUCGUCCCGUAUCCGCCGAAUAUAGUAGCUUCCCUACAGUUACUAGCGCCAUUUCUGGCUACUACUAUGUCGAUGGCAUCGAUACACCAGCAGAAUAUCAAUCAGUUAUUAUAUUUUAACCACGCCCGAAACAUGUCGAGUAAGCGUGGACACUAUAGACGGAAGGGAAUGCGAAAGAGAUUGGGGAGAAUAGAAGAUAUAAAAAAGAAUAGCAGUGAGGAUAACUGUGUGCGCACGGAUGGAUCAAUAGAUGAUGAAGACGAGUGUUGGGAGUCUGAUAUAGAAAGUGUAACUAGUUCCAAGUCUGAACAUUCGACAACAUUCCCCACCUCUGGCUAUUAUCUGAUUGACCCGGAUAAAGGAUUUUAUGUUAGCGGUUGCCAUGAGUCUUGGCAAGGAGUAGAUAAACAAGUCAAGGAGUUAGGGAAAGGUGAUCAGAUAGUACAAAGUCCGCAGACAUACCAAUCAGAAGUCCGCCCGCACUCGACCGAAUCUGAAGACGAUUUUCUUCCAGAACCUCUUUCACGCGAGUCUCCGGCUUUGUCUCGUCCAAUUAACGUGUCCACAUCUGUAGAUUAUACACACACAGAUGAAAAGAAAAAGCCUCGGAGGUCAUCCAAGGGAAGUUUUGCCGGGUCGAGAAGGUCUUCUAAAGAUGAAAUGCAGAGGGUAGUCGCGCCAACGGCAGACAUGUAUCGUAUGAUACUAGAUGACAUGCCCAACAUUGCAUUCACCUUCUCUCGAACGAAUGGUGAUUGCACCUGGGUAAACGCCCGCUUCACUCAAUAUACCAAUCUCCCUGUCCAAGACCUGCUCGGCAACAGUUGGUUGCAGUGUAUCCACAAGGACGAUCAACAACGAGUAUGGGAUUCCUGGCGCACCGCAUUUAACCGUGGUGAAAGUUUUUCUGAUCAAUACCGUAUUCGCCGGUUUGACGGACAUCAUCGCUGGUUCCUUGGUCGUGCCCGCCCGAUUCGUGAUGCCCGGGGUGUUAUCAUUCAUUGGCUUGGUACAUCCACAGAUGUUCAUGAUCAAAAAGAAGCCGAAGAGCAACAGUUAACUCGUCGGCAUAUCGAAGCUAAUGAAAAGAAGUAUAGGAUGCUGGCUGAGGCUAUACCGCAGAUUGUUUUCACUGCGACGCCGAGGGAUGGCAUCUUGUAUGUAAAUAACAAUUGGACAGAAUAUUCAGGAAUGGAUUACUCACAGACCAAAGGAUUUGGCUUUUUGAGUCUGGUGCACCCAGAAGAUCGUGACAAGUGUGUUCUACCACAGGACAAUAAUCAGGAAGGUGGUCAUGGUGAAAUAUACACCAGAGAAGUUAGGUUGCAAGCAAAGGAUGAGACGUACAGGUGGUUCUUGGUAAAAUGUAUAAGUGUUGAAUCUUCAGAGCAGGGCAGAAAGUGGUUUGGAACUUGUACGGAUAUUAACGAACACAAAAUAAUGGAACAAGAACUGACGGCAGCUCACGAUGCAGCUCAACGUCUUACGGAAAGCAAAACGCGGUUUCUCUCUAACAUGUCGCAUGGCAAGUAUAAGUUGAAAAGGAGAGCGUUCCGUUGUCCCAGCAUAUUCCUCGCCUUUUCAUUAAUUGCGUCAUAUUUCUUCUUCUCGUCUCAUAAUACAGAGAUUCGAACACCAUUAAUUGGUAUAACGGGUACAAUAAGUUUUAUGCUCGCUACGAACAUGACGGAUGAGCAGCUUGAUUAUGCCUACACAAUUCAACAAUCAGCUGACGCCUUGCUCAUGGUUAUCAAUGAUAUCCUCGACCUGAGUAAAGUGGAAGCAGGAAUGAUGAAAUUGGAAUACGAACCAUUUUCUAUUCAUACGAUGCUGGAAGACACGAACGAACUCUUGUCAAAUUUGGCUAUACAAAAAGGAUUAGAAUUAAGUUUUAUUAUUGAAGACGAUGUACCGGAUGUUGUUUGCGGAGAUCGGACAAGGUUGAGACAAGUGCUGCUAAAUCUUGUCGGGAAUGCUAUAAAGUUUACAACGUCAGGUGAAAUAUUUUCCAGAUGCUCAGUGAAAUCCCUCGAUCCUGAUGAGAACACAAUAAUGCUUCUAUUUGCAGUAGUCGACACUGGUGAAGGUUUCGACAAACAAGAAGAAGCACUCAUAUUCAAGCCGUAUUCUCAGGCAGAAUCAUCCUCGACAAGGAAGCACGGUGGAAGCGGUCUCGGGCUUGUUAUAUCGCGCCAAUUGAUUGAGUUACAUGGUGGUGCGAUGACCUGUAGCAGCAAGAAAGGUGUUGGAUCGACCUUUUAUUUCUCGGCUCGGUUUUUGAUACCGUCAAAAGAGACUGUCCCGAGUCCACCGACACCAACCGGCGAAGUGUCAAAUUCUCCGUUCUUUAGAUAUAGCAAAGCCGAAGUGGCUUUGGCGAAUAAGGGAUCAGCAGGAGGAGAUGAUGGCGUGUGCUCGCAUGAUCAAAUGACGUCAACAAUUAGUAACAAUAGUGCUAGGUCUGCAAGUUCGACUGGCUCUUCGGCAUCCCAGCCCUCUCUAUCUUCUUCACUCUCUUCCUCUUCUUCGUUAUCGUCCAAUGUGUCUGCAAUUUCACCUUUAAGUCCACCUCAAACGUUUGCAGAGAGCUCACUUGACUUGUUCGACGUGAGCAAUAUCGCAACAACGCCAAAGAAAUUGCCUUCCAAUUUAAUAGCGCCCACAAAAUCAUUCGAUCAAUACACGGAGCUCCCACAUAGCAUAUGUGUUUUCAUAGUUGCCGAUCUCUUAUAUUCGCGGGAAACCAUUGAAUAUUAUGUUCGUUCGAUCUUGAAGACAAAUGCCUCUUCGGAAAUAGACGUUUUCACGACUUUUGCCGAUGCUAGCAAGACAUUGGCAUCUCCAGUCAUAAAACAAUAUACUCAUAUUUUAAUUAGCCUUUCAUCGCAAGCACAAAUAAUUACUCUCGCUUCAAUGGUAAAGAAUUCACCCAAACUCUCAUCUGCCGAUUGUAUUAUCUUUACUUGUCCAUUCCAACGAAUUGGUAUUCUUGAAGGCGCAGACAAAAGAGAAUUACCGAACAGAGUUGAUUUCAUAUAUAAACCCGUCAAUAAGAGUAAGAUGGAGUGUUUGUUUAAUAGUUCAGCCGCAUUGAGAAAUAAUUCCAUGAAAAGAAAGAAUACGAAUAGAAUUGUUACGUCACAGAAAGAACUGUUUAAGAGUAUGGUAGAUGAUAUUGGUGGGAAAGGAUACAAAGUAUUGCUUGCUGAGGAUGACCCCGUUAAUCAAAGAGUUAUGAUGAAGUAUCUGAAGAAAGUAGGCCUGGAUGUUACCGUUGCGGCUAAUGGAAUUCAAUGUCUGAGCGAGUUUUUUUCACAUUCCUAUGAUUAUUUCAGUCUGAUAUUGUGUGAUCUAUUUAUGCCCCUUAAAGAUGGCUAUGGGACAACGGAAGAAAUCAGAAAAUGGGAAUCCGAGAAUCUCAAGUCUGGGAGCGAGCUUCCGAUUCCGAUAGUAGCACUUUCUGCGAAUGUGAUGACAGAUGUUACUCAAAAAUGCCAAGAAGCAGGAUUUACCGCGUAUGUGAGCAAACCGGUCAACUUUGCCGUUCUCAGUGAUGUUAUCAGAAGAGUUCUCGGGGAUUCUGAUAAGGCGAAAUCACGGAUAUCCUGA
Paraglomus brasilianum is the source of this 4614-nucleotide messenger RNA. NCBI's taxonomy places the organism in Eukaryota, Fungi, Glomeromycota, Glomeromycetes, Paraglomerales, Paraglomeraceae. The record is from the annotation of a GenBank genome assembly.